This is a messenger RNA of Mya arenaria, 2438 nucleotides long. Its product is annotated as G-protein coupled receptor moody-like. The transcript is spliced from 3 exons. Gene Ontology annotation, molecular function: G protein-coupled receptor activity. NCBI's taxonomy places the organism in Eukaryota, Metazoa, Mollusca, Bivalvia, Myida, Myidae. Gene Ontology annotation, cellular component: membrane. The record is from RefSeq and is a predicted model, not a curated record. Gene Ontology annotation, biological process: G protein-coupled receptor signaling pathway. Bases 976 to 2016 code for a protein of 346 amino acids.
GAUAUAAUUAAAAGAUUUGUUCUGAAACAGACAAAGCUGCGGUUCGAUAGGAGGAUGUAAACUUGUGUUCUAAAAUUGGAAUAUAUGUCUAUGGCGUAUUCCAUGGCUAGUGCGAUCUGAAACAAGACCGAGGGAAACAGUGACCGCCAGGAGGACAACUUAAGAACAGACAAACAGAAAGCCAACUGUAAACUGCAAAAAACAAUUAUAUGAAACUAACUACCGUUAGUGCUAUUCUUGAAAGAAUCCUGGAAUUUAGGAAAAUUCGUUUGUUUCCGAAACGCUUUGAAUAAACACAUCUGGAAUAUUCGAACGGGAAUAUUUGAAACGCUUUUGCCAAUUAUUUACCCUGCUUGCAUUACUGUUCUUUGUUCUUAGUCGUAAAAUUGCCUUGUUAAGAUGCUUCACCAUUAUAAUGGUUUGAGAUAUUGAGAUUCUUGAAAAAGGUGAAUUCAUGUUGGCAUAUGCUAGGCAUAACAUUUUAAUAGUAAGUAUCAAAUUGAGAAUUAUAUUUGCCAUACUAAUGAUUAAUGUUCAACCAGAGUAUUGUUUCACUUGGUAAACAGCGAACUCGAAUGAAACUGUUUAACAAGCCAAAUCUUAAUUGAUUACACAUGCUAAUGUUGAGAUGUUUCAAUGGAUAGGCGUUUGAUCCAUUCAACAUAAAAAUCAUAAACUUACUGUGAAACACACAUAGGAUAAACCUUCGGAUGUUUGAAAUUUGAUUCAAAAGACCUCACUUCUAAAGUGUAUAAACGUACACUUUAAGAUACGUGAUUAAAACGUAUUCAACCUUAUUUCGCAUUGGAACAAUUCAUACAUUAAAAGUUUCUUGGAAAGGAACGAAGGGAAAUAGUUAAUAUGUGAAAAGACAAUGCUACAUUAAUCACCUAUAUUAAUAGGCGAUCAUAUGGCAAAAUUAACUGCUGUCUGAGACAAUUUUGCUAUAUAAUUACCUAACUAUCUAUAAUCAAGAUGGACAUGGGAGAUGGUAAUAAGACAGUGAACAUUUCCGGCGACAACUAUCUCAUUUCACCAGAGCUUCGCGACGGAAGCAACAAUGGGACAGACUGUUUUGAAUGGUGGUGCUUUGAACAUGAGACUCUUGUUGUUCUGGAAGCCGUGGCCAUCAUUCUGAGUUUAGUCGGCAGCUUUGGAAAUUUAAUAACCGUGAUUGCCAUACUAUUCACUAGCCUCAGAUACAGCGUCAACUGUAUCUUAAUAGGCAGUCUCAGCUUCGCUGGAUUUUUGUACUGCUCGCUAAUCAUGUCGAUGCAAGCGGUGAUAUUCCAUAGGAAAUCUCACAACAUAGCACAGGAUUUCUGCUCUGCAGCAGGAGGAAUUCGUUAUACUCUCACUGGAGUGAUAAUGACACAUUUAGCUGCCAUCGCAUUGUACAGGUUUCUAAAUGUCGUCUAUAUCAACAAGUACAGAUAUAUGUCAGAAAACCGACAACUCGUCACUUCUCUUGUAGUUUGUUGGGUGUUGCCCUUGGUUUUCACCAUUCCACCUACGGCUCGAGUAUGGGGUGCAUUCCAAUUUCAGUCCCAGAUUCUCUCCUGUACAUUUGACAAAAAGGCUGACCAAAGUAACAGAGUUGUCAUGGUAACCGCUGGUUUUAUUGUACCGUGUCUUUUUAUCAUAUACUGCUACGCUCGCAUAGGAUGUACCGCUUAUAGAAGUUUAAAACGUGUUAGUCGAUGGAAGGGCAACUCUCCCCAGUCAAAAGCAAUACGAAUGUCAACAAUGAUGAUGUGUAUAUUUUUAAUAUUUUUCCUCGGUACCUUUCCCUACUUUGUUUUAAACGUGACUGACAAAGGUUUCAAACACCCUAUUCACCACAUUUGGACAACUAUGUUUGCUUGGGUGUUGUACUGUUGCAACCCUGUAGUGUACACAUUGAUGGACACUAACUUCAGGAUGGCGUACAAGAAAAUAUUGAUGGGUGAAUGUGAAAGGAAUCCCGUGCGGAGAACCGGAAGUUCAUUUGCACGUGCAGCUUCUGCUAAAAUAUAAAAUAUUGCAAUCGUUUCUUUGUCAUUAUUUUACACUUGAAUGUCCUAUUUAACAAACAUUAUGUAGAGUCUUUGCAUGUUUCCCUCACGAUUUAAAAAGCGAUAUUUAUUUUUUACAACUGUAUAUCCUUUUCUAUCUGCUUGUACUUUCGUUUAAAGGACAGGAACAGCUUUAAGCUGGUUUUCAACAGUCUUAACUUAUACAUAUUAUGUUACAAUAUCUUAUUUUAUGUUUUAAACUAAUAAUUACAAACAUAAUGAAAGCAUUUUUUUUCAGUCUUAAGCGGAGUCUUAAAUGUCAAUUAUUUGACACAUUAUGUGAUAUUACAUAAUAUGUACACUUUGUAUUCAAUAAUAUUGUUAAAACGUUAAAUUCUUGUGAUUUGUCGAUAAUUGUUGAUAGUUGAUGAAAAUUAAAAUGAA